GAGUGAGAGUGAGUGAAUUUGACAUGUAUCGGCAAAGUUAUCGUUUUGUGAAUUCGUAUGAAAAGAUGUAAACAAUGCCAUUUAUAUAUCAUUUAUGACCAGCAACAUUUUCAUUCAUUUGUGCAAUUCUUUGUUUCGGACAUUUUUUUCUCUCUAUUCAUUCAAUCAACAAUUUUCAUUGCAUUUACUUGAAUAGACGCGAACGCAAGAAUUUCUGCAAUUUAAUUGCGUUGGCCGAAAAAUUGCUGUGAAAAUUUUCCAUUCGGAUAGAAUCGGUGAAAGGGUUUUUUGGGAAGCGUGCGCAUUCUUCAUUCUACUUAAAAUCCAUCCGAUAUUUGAUAGGCACACAAAGCACAAUCGGAAUAAAAGGAAGGACAUUUUUACACCGAAAAACGUUUUACUUCUUCGCGGAGGACGGAGAGAAAGAGCGAUUCUGUGUGUUGUUGUUUUUCCCUCGCUCUCACCGCACAUAUUUCGUGAGAGAGAGAGAGAGAGAGAGAGAGAGAGAGAGCAUGUGAAACGAGCCGAAAGAAAGAAAGAAAGUAUAAAAUGUAUGCUAUUUCAAACCGCACACCGUAAAUGGGACUAUCUCUUGCAUAGCCGUGGAUAAAAUAUUGGAGCACGCCAUUCGACGUCGUUUUUGCUGUUCUCAGUAUCGUGUGUACGUACUCUCCAAGAGCCAAAAUAAAAAAUCAAUAUUUUCUUCAACUGAGAUUGCGUAGCCCUAUUGGGGCGUGAAUUUUUUUUCCCCUAACAUUCUCGGACGAUUCACGAGUGAAAUAAUUUUUCGUUUUCGCCUUUAUAACACAUUUUUAUGCAUUGGUACGAAAGUGGUGUGUAUGCGGGGAAGGAUAUUUCUCUAGUUGCCUUGGCAGUAAUUACAUAACUGGAGCACUCGAAUAACAACACGGGAAUUGAAUUGAAAACAGCAAACGAAUGAGGCAAAACAUCACACGAAACAAAUUGCAUUUGAAGUUCAACACUGAAUGUGUGUGUACAUGUGUGUUCUUCACAAUUUUCAAGUGACAAAUUCAUUAAUUGCUAAUUUAAAGCGUACUUAAAUGGUGUGUGUAUGUUUGAAAAUUGAGUGGAAAUUGUUUCGCAAGGAGAUAGAGUGUAAAUUAGUUUGAAACAAGACCACGACGACGACGACGACGACGACGACGACGACGAAUAUCAGGCUUCAUUUUUUCGCCAGUGUCAGAAGUGUGUAAAGUGCAUGGUGUAUAACAGAAGAGUCCGUGUGUUAUUGUACGUAUACGAGGUGCAUUGAUUUUAUCUCAUAGAAGAAGAAAAAACAACGUACAAGAAUUAACAGAGAAAAAAAAUAAGGAGAAGCAAAGAGAAGGAAAGGAAAGAAGAAAAAAACAACACACCAGCAACAACAGUACCGAAGAGAAGAAGAAAAAGAUUCAACGUAUAAGAUAUAUAAUACAAACUUACCUACAUGGAUGUUGUUUAUUGUGCAUGUGUGUGCGAUUAAUAUGCUGUAUGUGAAGAUCAUGAACGCCUUUUUUCGGAACAUCAAUAUUUUCAUGCUUGAGAAAAAUGGAAUGGAGUUUAUCUCGUAUUAAGCGGAAUGAUUAUAAACAUGUAUUUUUGGAUAGUAUUUUCUUAUUUAUGUUUUGAUUUUGCAAGUUCAGUUCAAGUUAGUUUUGACAAGGCCGAUAGCGGAUUUUUCUUUAAACAUUCAUCAAUACAACCGCAACAGCAACUAUUAAACAAUCCGAUCACCGAUCUUAAAAAUACACAAGCAUCCAGCAAGGAGAAUAAAGAUUCAGUUUUAUCGUUUAAUCGUUUUACCGUCGCACAAGCCAAUCAUCCAGUAUCGAUACGCGCCAGCUAUGGACCAUUUUCAACGAAACAAACCGUACCAGCGCGGUACAUUGUACCCGAAGAUUCAGACAACUUUGGCUAUCAGACUAAGUCCGAUGGCAAAGUUAGCUAUGAUAUAAAACAAACGACAAAUUACUUAGACAUAUCAGCUAGCUUAGUGCGGAAUUAUAUACCGCGAGAUUCGCCUGUACUACGUGUUCUAUUUCACGGUGCCACUGAUGCCGGCGUUUAUUUACAACGAAGAAAAAUCUGCAUCCUACUACAUGUUACAUUAGAUUCGCAUAAACCGUUGCGAAAUCAUUGUAUGCCCGAUGGUGAUGAAAAUGUGUGCGUUGCCGAGGUGGUCAUACCGCCCGAUUGGUGGCCCAAAUUAUCACCGCCCGACAAAGACGGUCACACGAACACCGUUAAAAUGCCACAGCCAAUGGUACAAGUGUCAUACAGUGUAUUCGAACCGCCAGCCAAAAAUCCAGAACAAUGCGAGCCGAAAGUACAAAUACAACCAGCUACUGUAUUUGCUCAGGUGCCAUUGACACCAGCAUUAACCGCUUAUAAAGAACAUAAAGUUGAUAAUCUGCUAACAUUUUUAAUUCCACAUCAACCACUUUACCCAUUAUCCAAAGUUCAUAUUCCAGUAUUUCUACAAUCAAAAUCUGCACAAAACAUAGCCAUAUUCGUAGUGAGAGCACGAGCAAAAUCAGGUGUUAAGAUUUUGGGAGCAACUGCCACAACUGAUCAAUGGAAUGUUUCGUUUGAGUCAGAAAACACUAAACAAACGGUCGCUCGCGUAACGAUUUUCCGAAAUGAGCAAGAGAGUGAGAGCACUUCAUCGCCACCCAGCCUCGAUGAGAACGAGGUGCUCGAUAUAUUUUCAUGGUUAAUCGAAGUCGAGAAUGUAACAAAAGAGAAUCGAGACAGUGCAAAGAUCAUUUGGUCGGUGAAUUUCGUGCAGGAUGCCGGUCGAAUGCAGAACUACUCAUCUGAAGUACUUACAACAAUGCCAUUUGAUGGAAAACGCCAGAAGAUUAUUGCACGUUUUCAGAUUAUGAAGGACGAUAUUCAAUCAAUUCUACCUAUAGCCAAGGAUCGCGAAUUGAUGAAUACGGCCGUGCUUACGGGUCGUCAAGUGUACAAGGCAAUGAAAGUUUUCAUUGUUUCUCAAAGUGGUAAGGUUGCUGAUAUAACCCUUCAAAGUUCGUGCCAUUCAGAAGACGAAAGUGUCAUAAAGGUGUCAACAUCCUGCAGCUCUGUUUACGUUGAUGGAACUGAAACAGAAGGAUCGUCAAACGCUUCAAUUGUUAUCAAAUACGGUUCGAAUUCUGGAUUGGCUCGUUUCACCGUAUGGAUGCCAGAGUAUCCAUUGGAAGUGGCUGUGACCGAUUUUCGUUUGUCACAGAUCAAAGGAUGGAAAAUUCCCGUCGAUGCUAAAAACGAACAUCACAAAGAGAAACGACGCAAGCGAGCCAACACAUGGUACAAGAGUUCGGAAGAAUUGGGAAAUGGAUCCGAUAAACAUACAUGCCGAACGCGUUACCAACAAACUCCCGUCGAAGUUUAUGCACGUUUCAUUGCUGUUGAUCAGCAUUCUGGACGCGUUAGUUCGUACUUAACACGAAAGAUGGCAUUGCGCAUAACCGAACUCGUUGAACCGUUCAUUCGUGUGGCUGAUCCAAAAAUCGCCACACUCAGCGGUCGCAUACUUCAGGGUCGUACAAUGGGUCGUACCGAUGUGCAGGUGUUGUCGCCAAUCAAUGGUCGCGUGAUUGGUUCCAAAGAAAUUCGCGUUGGCAGCGACAAAGUCACUAUUUCUCGGCUGUCCGUUCAGGUUGUGACCGGCUUGCAGUUGAAUAUCAACUCAGAUGGCAUCUUAGAAAACGGGUAUAUUGCCGAAACAUUGGUCACCAGACACUUAACCGCACAAUAUCAAGAGGGUUUGCUCGACAUUGAUAUUGAAUUCUCCGACGGCACAAAAACACCGUUACGCGACGUGAGCGCCGAUAAUUACUAUCUGUUGGUUGAGAGUUUGGAUACCGAAGUGGUUGCAUUCGCUCCAAUGCUGGCAUCGAGCUAUCCGAGAGUGAUUGCCGUGGGUGAGGGAAAUGGUGAUCUUUUGCGCGUAACAUUGCUAUUACCCGAAGACUGUCGAGCUAAACGGAACAAUCAAUUCAAUAAACAAGCAUUCAAAGAUGCACAAGGUCCGCUUGCGUCAACAUUGGCAUCGGUUCAAGUUGAUUUCAAUACCGCUGAAUUUCCAGACAGCCCAGAUACAUUCCAAAACGAUGGGGUCGGUAGUCGUGAUCGCAAAACGAACCAAGACUCAAAUUCACUCACCGAUAUCCUAAUCGGCAUACCAUAUAAUGAUGAAAAGAAACCAAACGGUGACUCUCUAUCGAAUCGUCAUGGCAUUUUCCCGUUGCAACAUUCGUCGGCCACAUCUGCUCUGGAAAUUGGAAUGUAUGUGCUGCUAUCCACAUUUUGCUUCGCUAUCGUAGUGUUUGUAGUAUCGUGUUUUGUUUACGCUUCCAAGCAUAAAAUGAUGAAUUUUGAGAAUAAUAACAAAGAUCGACCGGUGGUUGGUAUGACAACGGCCGGCAAUGCUACAUCUGCAUCUGGUCAUUUCCCUAUUCUACGUGAAUCGCGUAAGAACCGUGAUUCCACCACAAACGCACACAAUUGGGUCUGGCUUGGGCGUUCAACAAUGGAUCGUUCGUCGAUGAUUCGUGAAAAUAACGACCAUUUCGUUAAUCCCAGAGACUCGAAAAUUCGCAUCACACGAAACCCAUUACCACUUAAUUAUAUGGAAGCUCCCGAUUCCAUACAACAAGCAUCGACUUUUGACGAUAUCAGUCGAAUCAAUCGCGAUGCCCGUUUCAGCAUUGCUGGACCCUCCUACAGCAAUACUCAUGAAGCUCCCUCGCAUUCAGAACCGUCUACAAGCGUCAAUUUAAGAAAGCACCACCAUUGCCGUGGGCUAAACCGCAAUGAAGACUAUAGACCACCAGUCCCACCUCAUAGAAAUAUAGGCAUAACUGCAAAUGUUGUAAGAAAUAAUGUGUAAUCAGCCGCUAGAUGUGUACGCAUUAGAAUCAUUUCUCACAUUUAAAUUAUUUAAUUACAAAAAUGGAAAGAAACAAAAACAAACAAAAAAAUUAUUGCUACUAUUAAAUUUACCAUAAGCUAUAUAUGAUUUUGUUAUGCAGUACAAAGCAAGAGGACUAAGUAAGACAAUGAAUGAAUGAUUUUUGUUUUUAAUUGUAAAAUGCCAUUUGUUUUUUUUUCUCUUGAAUUUAUCUCAAUCUUUUCUUUUAUUAAUAUUAUUUUGUCACGUGAAAUACAUUUAUAUAGAUAUUAUAUACAAAUAUACAUAAAAACUGUGUGCUUCAAUUCGAAAAUGCAAACUAAAAAAAACACAAAAUGAUAGAAAUUCUCAAUUUUCAUUGAAGGAAACAGAUUCAUUCUUAUUUAUAUAAACAUGUCAUAAUUGAAAGGAAAUUUUUGUCGCUUAGCUUUUCCAACGGUAUAUAAAUUAUUUCGUUUGCUUCAGAGCAUUGAGCUUAUUUGACUGGAUCACGCUCGGACUUUAAACUAGAUGUAACACAUUUUCUUUGUUUUGUUUUUUCGAUUAAAUUCAUUGAGAUUGUCAACCGGGCAGCAAAAUUGUAUAUCGAAAUCGUUAACAGAUUUUGGAAUAAAGUGAAUUUGCACUUCAGAUGUAGCUACAA
Molecule: messenger RNA, 5558 nt
Organism: Sitodiplosis mosellana (orange wheat blossom midge)
Lineage: Eukaryota; Metazoa; Arthropoda; Insecta; Diptera; Cecidomyiidae
Gene: dtn
Product: transmembrane protein 132E
Exons: 15
Coding region: 1580-4894 (1104 amino acids)
Source: RefSeq, a predicted model, not a curated record